Molecule: messenger RNA, 2428 nt
Organism: Miniopterus natalensis
Lineage: Eukaryota; Metazoa; Chordata; Mammalia; Chiroptera; Miniopteridae
Source: RefSeq, a predicted model, not a curated record
AUGCUGUCAGGCCAGUGGUGGCCAAGUACUUGGGGGAGCCUAGGGCUGGGGCCCAGAAACACUUCUCAGGGAUCCCAGCUCUGUGCCCUGUAUGCCUUCACUUAUACUGCGACAGAUGGCCAGCAGAUAUCUCUGGCUGAAGGGGACAGGUUCCUACUGAUUCGAAAGACCAACUCAGACUGGUGGUUGGCAAGGCGCCUGGGAGCACCAUCCACCUCACGACCGAUCUUUGUACCAGCUGCCUACAUGACAGAGGAAUCUACUGAUUCCCAGAGCCUGACCACUGUCACCACCAGGCAAUCCCUCUGGGCUCAUGGGCCAAAGUUGCUUCCUGACUCACCGGAGGAGCUGCACCUAUCUCAGGCAACCCCAGGCAGAGCCCAGACUGCAUUGCAGCAGCCCCCUCCUCUUCCCCCCAAAAUUUGUAGAAGUGUCAGUGUUACCAAUUUGAGGCCCACCCUCCUGAAGCCCUCCCAGGAUGGACAAAGUGAAAGGUCUCUCUCCCAAGAGAACUUGCUGACAGAGGCCAAUGCCAAUGUGGCAGGACCCCAGCCCCUCAUGUCAGAGCCCCCUGUGUACUGUAACCUAGUGGAGCUUCGCCGCUGUCCCCGGUCCCCACCCCCAAGCCCUGCGUGUGCCCCGCUACAGAGGCUGGACGUCUGGGAGCAGCACCUGGACCCUAACUCCGGACGCUGCUUCUACAUAAAUUCGUUGACUGGCUGCAAGUCCUGGAAGCCUCCACGCCACACUCGAACCCGAGAGACGAACCCUGGCUCCAUGGAGGGAACACAGAUGCUGAAUAGGGGCAACGGUGUCCUGCAGCCUCAGGCGAAGGGCUCAGGACCUGACACAGGGUCUCCAGAACUGCUCAACCUCCAGGGUUCACCCUGCCUCUGCCAGCGCCCCUCCCAGCUUGACCCCUCUGACCAGCCUUCAGCCUGGCAGCCCCUUCGGCCUCUGCCGCAGGUCCUGGAGGACCCUCACGAGGUGGAAAAGUCGGGUCAUCUCAACGUGACUAAGAUUGCUCAGGGGGGACGCAAGCUCAGGAAGAACUGGGGCCCGUCUUGGGUGGUGUUAGCCGGUAACAGCCUGGUGUUCUACCGAGAGCCACCCGCAGCCGCACCCUCCUCAGCCUGGGGACCAGCGGGCAGCCGACCCGAAAGCAGCGUGGACCUACGCGGGGCGGCCCUAGCCCACGGGCGCCACCUGUCCAGCCGCCGCAACGUCCUACACGUGAGUGCUGUCUCCAGCAUCCCCACAGCUCCUCCUCCCCGAGGGUGCGCCCUCAAUUUCCCGCACCAGUCUCCCAUUCGGCCUCCCUACCUCUCUCUUCUCUCCCCCACCUCGCCCGUCCGGGGCUAGGAUCGGGAGAACCCGCUGGAGCUGCGUCUGUCGGGCUCCGGGCCGGCCGAGCUGGCGGAGCUGAGCGCCGGGGAGGACGACGAGGAGGAGCCGGAGCCCGCGUCCAAGCCCCUGCUGCGAUUCGGCGGCCGGCGGAGCUCCAGUCGCUGCCCCGAAGGAACUGAGCAGAACCGCGUGCGGAACAAGCUAAAGCGGCUUAUCGCUAAGAGACCGCCCUUGCAGAGCCUGCAGGAGCGGGGUCUGCUCCGAGACCAGGUAUUCGGCUGCCAGUUGGAAUCACUGUGCCAGCGGGAAGGAGACACCGUGCCCAGCUUCGUGCGGCUCUGCGUUGCUGCUGUAGAUAAGAGAGGUCUAGAUGUGGAUGGCAUUUACCGGGUGAGCGGGAACUUGGCAGUGGUUCAGAAGCUUCGUUUCCUGGUGGACAGAGAGCGGGCGGUUACCUCUGAUGGGAGGUACGUGUUCCCAGAACAACCAGGACAAGAAGGCCGGUUAGAUUUGGACAGUGCUGAGUGGGAUGACAUCCAUGUGGUCACUGGAGCCCUGAAGCUUUUUCUCAGGGAGCUACCCCAGCCUCUGGUCCCCCCCCCGCUGCUGCCCCAUUUUCGUGCUGCCCUUGCACUCUCAGAACCAGAACAGCGCCUCUCUCAAAUACGAGAAUUAAUAGCCUCAAUGCCAAAGCCCAACCAUGACACUCUGCGGUACCUCCUGGAGCAUCUAUGCAGGGUGAUAGCACACUCAGAUAAGAACCGCAUGACCCCCCACAAUCUGGGAAUUGUGUUUGGACCAACCCUGUUUCGGCCCGAGCAGGAGACAUCUGACCCAGCGGCCCAUGCUUUCUACCCUGGGCAGCUAGUCCAGUUGAUGCUCACUGACUUCACCAGCCUCUUCCCCUGACUGGGGCACAGAUGAAGAGAAAACGUGUUUCCAACGGUACCCUUUGGUGGUGUGGUGUGGUGUGUUCUGAGGACAUCCCUUUAAAUCCCAUGUCUUCCAGGUGACUGUCUCCAUCUUUGUGAGUCUGACCUGAGGGGUUGGGAUGUGGUGAGGUAACUUCUCUAAAGAGGAA